UCUGGAUUUUCCUGAUGGCCAGGCCAUGGCUGUCCGAACUGUGACUCCAAGUCUCAGGCCUAUGAAUGAAGCGGAGUAUGCGAAGUACAUGCCAGAGCUUCGCUUGAGCAUAGGUGGCAAGGCAAAACCCAUUGUUAAGCCUUUCUGGGACGCUGCUCGCUUCAUUCCACGGGCCUUUGGGCCUUUCGUAAACAUGGAGCACAUUCUCCGCCUUGGUCUCAUCAUCUCCAACAACCCAGAUAUCGACUUAGACGACAACGGCCCGCCUAUAUGUGACGCAGAGUUACAGCAAAUCGAGAAAUGUGAACUGCGAGAUGCAUUCACUACAUACAACAAGCUGCUUACCCUCUGUCCGACUCUCAAGCAACUCUUGCCCCAUGCUCAAAUGAAUGCGGAGGACUUCAAAUCAGUUGGCGAGUUUUUGGACCAGGCGAACCGUAAUGCGCGCACAGAUGACAUAUCUCGUCUCCGAGAUAAUGUCAUGAAAUACAUUUAUGAAGUGAAGGGGAUACAGAUCCCCGACAGCGGACUCGACAAAGUCAAACGUGGCUGGAACUGUGAAGCCACUGCACGGAUGCUCUGUCCGCGCAACCUGCGAGACGAAUUUGACGCUGACCCCAAGAAGUUUUGCCAAGAAGUUCGGAAUGAUCGGCGUCUGGUGGAUCAUGAUGAGUGGCCAACACUCGCGUACAGCGAGACUGAGUAUGACCCGGACAAUCUUGACUGGGGAUUGCUCAAGUCACCGUUUUUGGUGAAGUGCUGGAAGGCCACCUUCAAGGGACCGAGCAGUGUGAACGCCGAGGCAGGGCCCACCAGCGGAAGGAAAGGCGGCCGGAAAACACUCUCAAAGGCAUAUGGGAUCACAACGGUCAACGAGUACAGUAUAAUGUAUGUUACAAUCCUCGCACGCUUCUCCCUCUCCGGAGUCGCGUCGUGGGUUACCAACGAUCACGACGGCCCAUACACCGGGUCUGAGUUCUUCAAGAAUCUUCUCUUCCUCUUCGAAGACGAGGAAUGGCGCAAGGACACCCUUGCAUGGUGGAACACCUCUGCCUUAGCCAAGUCUUCGGCAUCAAAGCCCCUGGAAGCAGCUCAGACACAACUACCCGCGCCGGACCUUCUUCCCUUGCGCGUCUCAAGGAGCAACGCGCAGCGCGCGGCCGCCAACUUGGAGUCCAGCGUCGGAACUCAAACGUAG
Messenger RNA from Fomitopsis serialis, 1198 nucleotides. RefSeq lists its product as uncharacterized. The record is from RefSeq and is a predicted model, not a curated record. The transcript is spliced from 8 exons. The coding region runs from base 26 to 1198 and encodes 390 amino acids. NCBI's taxonomy places the organism in Eukaryota, Fungi, Basidiomycota, Agaricomycetes, Polyporales, Fomitopsidaceae.